Astrephomene gubernaculifera is the source of this 1196-nucleotide messenger RNA. Lineage: Eukaryota; Viridiplantae; Chlorophyta; Chlorophyceae; Chlamydomonadales; Astrephomenaceae. The record is from the annotation of a GenBank genome assembly.
GUGAAACACCGUUUGGUUCAGUUCUGUGAGAAGUUUGCGUAUCUAAUAACCUAAUACGCCGAGGACUUAACAAUGCUCGCAUCCCGCAACGCUCGCGUCGCUGUGGGCCACCGCGUGGCCACAGCCCCUGUAAAUCGUGCACUCCUAGCAGCUCGCCCUGGGCGAUGCGGUCUGAUUGCAACCAAGGCGCAAAAGAAGGAAAUUAUGAUGUGGGAAGCUCUGCGUGAGGCAAUUGAUGAGGAGAUGGAGCGCGACCCCACCGUCUGUGUGAUGGGCGAGGACGUGGGGCACUAUGGUGGUAGCUACAAGUGCACCCUGGGUCUUUACAAGAAGUAUGGCGAUAUGCGUGUGCUGGACACCCCCAUCUGCGAAAACGGCUUCACGGGCAUGGGUGUGGGUGCCGCCAUGACCGGCCUGCGCCCCAUCGUGGAGGGCAUGAACAUGGGUUUCCUGCUGCUGGCCUUCAACCAGAUCUCCAACAACUGCGGCAUGCUCCACUACACCUCGGGCGGCCAGUUCAAGGUGCCCAUGGUCAUCCGCGGCCCCGGCGGCGUGGGCCGCCAGCUGGGCGCGGAGCACUCGCAGCGGCUGGAAUCGUACUUCCAGUCCAUCCCCGGCGUGCAGCUGGUGGCCUGCUCCACUGUACGGAAUGCCAAGGCGCUGCUCAAGGCGGCCAUCCGCAGCGACAAUCCCGUCAUCUUCUUCGAGCACGUGCUGCUGUACAACGUCAAGGGCGAGGCGGGCGGCGCGGAGGAGCUGGCCUGCCUGGAGCGGGCCGAGGUGGUGCGCGAGGGCACCGACGUCACCAUCUUCACCUACAGCCGCAUGCGCUACGUGGUCAUGCAGGCGGUCAACGACCUGGUCAAGAAGGGCUACAACCCGGAGGUGGUGGACCUCAUCAGUCUGAAGCCCUUCGACAUGGAGACCAUCUCAAAGUCCAUCCGCAAGACCCGCAAGGCGAUCAUCGUGGAGGAGUGCAUGAAGACAGGCGGCAUCGGCGCCUCCCUCUCCGCCGUUAUCAACGAGUCGCUGUUCAACGAGCUGGACCACGAGGUGGUGCGGCUGAGCAGCCAGGACGUGCCCACCGCCUACGCGUACGAGCUGGAGGCUGCCACCAUCGUGCAGGCCAGCCAGGUGGUGGAGGCGGUGGAGAGGGUGUGCGGCAGCAGGGCGAUGGCCCUGGCGUGAGGAGCGGG